AUGAGCGGCGGCGGCAGCGGCGGCGCGGCGCAGCAGUCACCUCACUCUCUAGCUUUCAGAGUGAUGCGAUUGUGCCGUCCGACGGUCCACGUGGACACCUCCCCUCUCAAAUUCGAUCCCUGCGACCUCCUUUUCGGCGAGGACCUGUUCGACAAUCCAACCGCCGUCGCCGGUCUCCCCCGCCUCCUCAGCAGCCAAUCGAAUCCCUCCGUCGUGGAUCCCUCCGAUCUUACCUACCGCAACAGAUUCCUCCACCAGCACCCUACCGACUCGCUCGGCCUCCCAGGCCUUCUCGUCCUCGCCCAAUCAUUUGGGGCGAUAUAUCUUGGGGAGACAUUCUGCAGUUACAUAAGUAUCAACAACAACUCAAGUUUUGAAGUUCGUGAUGUUGUGAUUAAGAACUUGAUUGCUGUUAAGCUUUGGAUUCUGAAAAUCAGCGGCAUUACAGUUUUUGACACAAUCGAGAAGAAAACGUACGACUCACUUCUAGAAUUGGAGAUAUAUGUUGACUCGGAGUGA
Messenger RNA from Striga hermonthica, 519 nucleotides. Lineage: Eukaryota; Viridiplantae; Streptophyta; Magnoliopsida; Lamiales; Orobanchaceae. The record is from the annotation of a GenBank genome assembly.